CCGUACCGGAUGACCUACGUAAGCAGCUUGCUUCCAGUGACUCUGACAGUUCACUGUGCCCCGUAUAAAAUAGCUACAGGCACUGCACGGGUCCCAGUUGGCAUAUAAGUUGCCGAUUGCAGCAGCGCUUUAGCAAGUGCCGUAUGCAUGUACCCCCUCCCAUCCCGCUAGCUAAGGACUCGUCCCCUUUUAUGUUAAGUCCUACCACAGACCCCUUGGAUCUUUCUAGCAAUCUUGGUGAGUUGGCACUCGACUCCUCUGCCCAUUCAUGUUUGUUCUUUUUAGUGAACCAGGCGAAUCACCAGAUCAACGUGUAUAUACUCCGAUCCCAUGUAACCCGGCUCCGAGGAUUUACGCGUGCACCGAGGAAUCAAUAUCAUCUUGACCAACACCGAACGCAAGCCAAGACUCCAACAAGAGAAGCAACAACUAGACCGUACGCGGUAUACUCGGUGGAGGAUUUAAAAAUUAUGUCUGCUUUCUCUUGGUGAUAAAAGGAACCACAGUCGACUGGUGGAAGGUGCUAAGCUGCUUUCAGAGUGAAGCCAACUAAGGACAAACACUUGAUACCUGUGUCAAUUGCCAUGCAACUGGGAGACCGGUUUGAUUGACAGUCAGCAAAGAUUGUGUUUGGCAUCUUCAUGGCUUUUCGUUGAAAACAACUCGACGCUUUUAAUCCCAAGGACACACACGCCAGAAAGUAACGCAAGUCAAUCUGGAGCCAUCGCAGUAUUUUUGUCGAAGUGUACUCGUGAAAAGACAAGCUCUCGUCUGCACUUGUUCCAGAGACCAAAAAUAAUCACAAGACUCGCGCUGCUUGGAUGUUCUUAAUGCUCUGCCAAUGCCAUUCACUAUAGCUCAUCACUGGUGUUAUGUGCACAGGCUAGUGACGGGCGCCCUGUCUGCUAACUCCGAUCACGAUACGUCAGUCAGUUGCAGGACAAGCAGAGAUAAACAGCAUCACAUUCCACGAGUGCAUCGUAAAACUUCACAGUUUGGCAACGCGACUGAGGCUUCAGUCACUCAGCAUCUGAAGCUCCGAUACCAGUUUCUAUUCUGUGUUCUGUAUUCCUCAAGUGUGAAGCUUGCAGUUUGAAACCUGUGUCCGUCCAUUCCUUGGCCUGAAAAAAUUAUCAGCGAAUCUCCUUGCUCGUAAAUCAUCUAAUUAUUCCUUCGGACCUGCCUUGUCAGUCAGUCAACAUCUUCUGAUCAUCAGAAAAUUAUCAUGGGUCCAGUGACACUAAACCAUCAUCUUCAUCGGACGUUCGUCUUGUCCCUGUGUCUACUUCCAUGCUUACUCCUCACGGUGCAUGUUCAGUCAAGCUGCGCUCACGAUCUUAAGGAUGGGAUGAAGUUAUCUCGUCACCACAACAAGAUGCAAGAUGAGGGCGAUCCGCAUGUCUACUGGCGAUCCACCGUCACUGAGGAGUUUGCAGAUCCCUGCAAAGCUGAUGGUUUCCUUGGAGAUAUUGCUCUAACAGAGGAGCAAUACCAACAAGAAAUCGGCCGCUACAAACAGAAAUUACAGGAGUAUAAACAGAGUAAAGGAAUCAGGAAGAAGACGAACAAACAACAUGAGGAAAAACAAUUGGCCAAAGAGGAGAAACGUCUGGCCAAGGAGAGAAGAAAACUCCAGAGGAAAGAAAAGAAAGCAAUCAAAGAGGAGAAGAGGGAAGAACGGAGACAAUCUAGACGUCCUCAUUUAGAAACAAUCCAGAUUGUUCAAGAAGAAGAGGAAACUGAGAGAGGUACAGAUGAGGUUACCACGGAAACGCAUCACCGAGUGGCCAGAGCAGUGACAUCAAGACCCGAGAGAAAAUGGCCGUAUGGCGUAAUCCCGUACGUCAUCGAUGGAAAUUUCACAGGUUCACAACGAGCUAUGUUCAAGCAGGCCAUGAGACACUGGGAAAACUACACAUGCAUCACUUUUGUCGAACGAAGCCCUACCCAGCAUCGGAAUUACAUUGUCUUUACUUACAGAUCGUGCGGAUGCUGUUCCUUUGUCGGCAUGAGGGCAGAGGGGGCACAGGCCAUUUCCAUCGGCAAGAACUGCGACAAGUUUGGCGUCGUGGUCCACGAGUUGGGCCACGUGGUCGGCUUUUGGCACGAGCACACCCGACCGGACCGAGAUGAUCACGUGACCAUCGUCAAGGAAAAUAUUUUGCCAGGUCAGGAGUAUAACUUCAACAAGCUUCUGCCGGAGGAAGUGGACUCCUUAGGCCAGCCGUACGACUUUGCCAGCAUCAUGCACUACGCCAGGAACACGUUUUCAAGGGGAAUUUGGUUGGACACGGUCAUCCCUCAACGAGAUCCGGACGCCGUGCCGCGGGCGGAGAUAGAGAUCGGUCAGCGCAAGCAGCUGAGCGAGGGCGACAUUACCCAGGCCAACUUGCUGUACAAAUGCCCGGCUUGCGGCCGCACUCUGCAAGAAACAACAGGAAAUUUCAGCUCUCCCGGUUGGCCGGAGCAGUUCAACAGCCGCGAGUCCUGCGUGUGGCGGAUCUCCGUCACUCCCGGGGAGACUAUUGUCCUGACCUUUGAGGACUUUGAGCUGGUUGGCAGCGACGAUUGCUGGUACCAUCACGUCGAAGUCAGGGACGGCCACUGGAGAUUUUCCAACGUUUUAGGAAGGUUCUGUGGUAGCAACAUCCCCCCAGUGAUCGUCUCAACAGACAGUCGGCUCUGGAUUGAGCUGAAGAGCUCGCCGACCGGUAACGCAGUCAGUAGGGGAUUCGCGGCUCACUACGAAGCGGUCUGUGGGGGCAACAUCUCCAAGGAAUCGGGCAUGCUACAGAGUCCCAACUACCCGGAUGACUACAGGCCAGACAAGUCCUGUGUGUGGUACCUGACAAUGCCAGAGGGCUUUCAAGUCGGGCUGAACUUCCAAUCAUUCGAGGUGGAGCGGCAUGAUAACUGCAUCUACGACUACGUGGAGGUGCGCGACGGCCAUGAGGAUGACUCACCGCUAAUUGGCAAAUACUGCGGCUACCUGAUGCCCGAGGAUAUCAAGUCCUCCAGCAACAAGCUGCGAGUCAAGUUUGUGUCGGACGGGACCGUCAACAAAGGGGGGUUCUCCGCCGAUUUCUUCAAAGAGGAUGACGAGUGUUCAAAGAACAACGGAGGUUGCGAGCAGAUCUGCGUCAACACCAUCGGAAGUUACCGCUGUGAAUGUGAGCCUGGAUUUGAACUCAAAGCGGAUGGAGAAUCAUGUGAAGUUGCCUGCGGCGGUUUCCUGACCAGUCUCCAAGGUAACAUCACCAGUCCCUCCUACCCUGACCUCUACCCUCGAGACAAGAACUGUGUCUGGCAUCUAGUGGCUCCGUCCUUGUAUCGCAUCUCGCUCCAGUUCCUGAGCUUUGAGUUGGAAGGCAACGACGUUUGCAAGUACGACUACGUGGAGGUCCGUAGUGGCCUGACUGAGGUUGGCGAUCUUCACGGCAAGUUUUGUGGCGAUGAUAUUCCGGACACCAUCACGUCACGCUACAACAACAUGAGAAUCGAGUUCAAGUCUGACAGCACCGUGUCCAGACCAGGAUUCUUUGCCAUGUUCUUUGCAGAUAUUGACGAAUGCGAGAAGAACAACGGCGAUUGCCAGCACGUAUGCGUCAACACACUCGGCAGCUACACGUGCUCCUGCAGGAAUGGAUUCACACUGCAUGAAAACGGCCACGAUUGCAAAGAAUCCGGAUGUCGUCACGAUAUUCGUUCCAGCCACGGCGAGAUAACAAGUCCCAACUACCCCGACAACUACCCUAAGCGCAAAGAGUGCACGUGGCACAUAGUGGCUACCCCCGGACACAAAGUAGAAUUGGUAUUUAAUGAUUUUGAUCUUGAGCAUCAUCUUGAGUGUGCAUACGACCACGUCGUCAUCUACGAUGGCGAUUCCUCUGAGGGUCAUCUACUGGGUCGAUUCUGUGGAACCAGGAUCCCCGAUCCUGUCCUGGCCAACACCAAUCAGAUGUACAUUACAUUCUUCUCCGAUGCUUCAGUAUCCAGGCGAGGAUUCUUCGCUACUCAUUCAACAAUAUGUGGCGGUGUUCUGCAAGCAGACUAUGUCUCCCAGAAACUCUACUCUCACGCGGAUUACGGCGAUAACAACUAUGGAAGCCAGGAGGAUUGUGAGUGGACGAUAUUAGCCCCACAAGGUUACUCAGUCAGGCUGAUGUUCCGAUCGUUUGACAUCGAACACGAGACAGAAUGUGACUACGAUUCGCUGGAGGUGUUGGAUGGGGACUCCUACGACUCGGAGAGAAUAGGCCGCUUCUGUGGACAUAAAAUUCCUGAUGACAUCAUCUCACAAGGAGAGAAUCUACGUCUUAUCUUCCGGUCCGACGACACCAUCAGCAAGAAAGGUUUCUACGCCGAAUACCAAAUCAGCUAAAAUUUAGUCACCAUGGCAACCAGGUCAAUAUGAGCUUGGCCGUGGUUAUGUCUAGGGCAUCUUUUUUUGUUUUACGAUUUGUAUCAAAUUAAUCCAGUUUUUUUUCUCAAGUCCCCGAGCCAGUGCUGGUGGAGUAAGAUGAUUUGAGUCGUGGUUUAGGUGUGGUUUUAGACCCUGACAAAUUUUAUAUCGAAUCAAAUAAGUGUGCAUAAACGAAAGGAGGACAUUUUUAGGCGUGGGUUAAAUCCGUUUACAGAUAUGUUUGAAUGUUGCUUGAAAGAAAUGUAUAUUCCGAAUGAAUUUUUUUUCUUUAGAUUUGUUGACUUGCACAAAGAUAUACACUUGUCUUGCAAAUCAUAUUUUGUGCAUUCUAUACAAUCAACAUCAAUGAGUUUCUUGGCAUUUUGAAAUUGUUUGCAACUUGUUUUAAAGUGAAGAACAAAAACAGUAUUAUUGUAGCUCACAAAAAAUGUUUAUCUUAUUAUAGUGAAGAAUGAGUGACGAUUAAAAUUCCAGUUGCUGGAAUUUAAUAAUGUAUUCUUCUUGACACUUUUUCUUUCCCUAUUAUCAUUGUACAAUGUACAUGUACAUAACUGUGUUUUGUUUUAAGCUUACUGAAAAACAAUCUCAAGACAAAUUUAAGAUUAAUAAAGAUGAUCAAAGGUUUUUAUAACAGCGCAAAAUUCAUUUAACAUUGGUCAUGAAAAAUGCUCAGAAAAUAACUAUAAAGCUCACAGUCAUUCACCUAAUAUAAUUUUAACUGUGUAUUAACCAUGCUUUCAUCGUGUGUACACUAUUUCACUUCUGAUAAUACUUAUAUUUUUUAUCAAUUUUUAACUUGUACAGUAUUUGGUCAUAUCAUUGUUCCAUAUACAUGUAAUAUUACAUACUUUUUUUCAAAGUGGUUGUUAUUUUUAACACCAUUAGAUGUAGGCAAAGGACAAAGAUUGCAAGAACUAUGCAAAAACCUCAAAUUAUGAAAAUCUGUCCUUUCUUAGGACAGUACUGAGUGAUUUUAAUUUUUCAGAUUUUGUUAUUUUUUUAUGUGUAGAUAUUUUAGCGUUUAAUGUUAGUUUAAGUGUAGCUUCCAAGAUUUCUGAUACAAUUUCUUGUUUGUUUGGGUUUUUUUCCAUCUAAAGUUAUGUUUUCUGGGGAUUGCAUUUGGCUGAGUGGUAACGUGGUCCUAAAAUUGAUGAAUUGAAUUUUAAUUCCUAAUUCAUGUAAAUUAGAUUGUUGGAAAUUCAAUAUCAUGAAAGGUUUGCUGUUAAUGUCCAGUUACAGAGUAGACUAUAAGUUUAGAUUUUUGAUGUAGAUUAAAAGGCGUUGGGAAAAAAAACUCUUUCAAACUUAAUGGAGAACAUUUCAAACAUUAAUUAAACUGAGAGUACAUGUAUAUCUAAAAGAA
Molecule: messenger RNA, 5786 nt
Organism: Patiria miniata (bat star)
Lineage: Eukaryota; Metazoa; Echinodermata; Asteroidea; Valvatida; Asterinidae
Product: bone morphogenetic protein 1 homolog
Exons: 19
Coding region: 1226-4381 (1051 amino acids)
Biological process (GO): proteolysis
Molecular function (GO): metalloendopeptidase activity; calcium ion binding; zinc ion binding
Source: RefSeq, a predicted model, not a curated record